ACCCUUUCCUUCAAGGUUACCAUUAUAAAAAUGUAGUGUGGUUGUAUUUUGCACCAGGUCUUUGAAGACGCCUCUCUGGAGCAUCAAAUCAUGGUUCCAUUACUCUACACAACUCUGCUAAACUACUCGCAAUCAAACGUUCCAUAUUUUGCCAAAGAUUCAUGCAUAUUGUUGUUCUAGAAAGAGUCCUGCAGGUUUCUAAGGUCUUGAAUUUCUCUUCCAGUUCUUAACUGUCUUCUUUUAGAACUGUAAAUUUUAGACAGCGGUCAUCCAUGCAUGAUGUGGCUUUAGGUCUCCAGAUCCUUUCUUUUUAGCAUCAGGUACUGCCUCUCACAUCCCAGUAACAUCCCAAACACAUGCAGAAGAUGGAUUGACUGAUCCUAAUUGCCUCUGGGCACGAGUGAGUGUGCAUGCACAUGCCUUGUUUUCUGUGUUACCUGGUGGCAGUGAUCCAGAGACAAAAACAAUAAAGAGACAAAACAACAACGCCACCAAUAUGUGUCCACUACUAAAAACUAUAAAACCCAUUUUUGUUACCUUUCUGAACAAGUCUUUGCAAAUAUUUUAGAGUGUUAAGGUGAUUAAAGCUAACACAAGCUUGUUCUAUGCAAUGAUCUAGAUCACAUUUGGAUUUGUGUAAUGAGAUGGACUGGUGCUUAUAACAACUCGUAGCUUAUGGCUCCUGAGUUGUUUACUGUGGACCGAGCAUGGGCAGCAUUAGAGAUUGUAGAAAAGAAACUGCUGGGGCCACUGGGAAUGAGGACCUUAGAUCCAGAUGACAUGGUUUAUUGUGGUGUCUAUGACAACGCCCUGGAUAGCAACAACUACAAUCUUGCCAAAGGCUUUAAUGGACCACCAAGGACCUGAGUGGCUUUGGCUGGUUGGAUACUUCCUAAGAGCCAAACUCUACUUUGCCAAGCAGACAGGCCAAGGCGUGUAUGAGAACACAUUGUGCAUGGUGAAAAAUGUACUCUCCAGGCAUCAUGUCCACUUGGAUCGAUCUCCAUUGAAAGGGUUACCCGAGCUGACUAAUGAAAAUGGACAAUACUGCCCUUUCAGCUGUGAGACCCAAGCCUGGUCCAUUGGCACCAUUCUGGAAGUCAUAUAUGAUCUUUGUGUUACAGAGAACCUGUAGAUUGUCCUCGGUGACUGUACAAGCUACAAAAUGUACUUAAAAUAUCUUCAGCUUGGCUGUUCCUUA
This is a messenger RNA of Trichomycterus rosablanca, 1201 nucleotides long. Its product is annotated as glycogen debranching enzyme-like. NCBI's taxonomy places the organism in Eukaryota, Metazoa, Chordata, Actinopteri, Siluriformes, Trichomycteridae. Gene Ontology annotation, molecular function: amylo-alpha-1,6-glucosidase activity; 4-alpha-glucanotransferase activity. The record is from RefSeq and is a predicted model, not a curated record. Gene Ontology annotation, biological process: glycogen catabolic process. The transcript is spliced from 5 exons. Bases 776 to 1135 code for a protein of 119 amino acids.